GCGGUAGACGGGAGUAUCGUUUUUCGCAAGAUAAUAAGGUUACAAUGGUGCCACCUUGUUAUCGUGCUUUGCUGAUUGCUGCUUUGAUGAUGAGUGUUCCGCUUGUCAUUAGUCGUGAAGCCGAUGGACCCUUGAAGCACAGGAGCGUGGAUGUGGGCUUGGUGGUGGCUCAGACGAUGAAACACCACCUCACCAGCUGUCAGGUGAUACUCAUCACCACUAGUCAACACUCACACGUAUUCUCCAGUGUACUCAGACACACGAGUAUGUAUUUGGAGGCUAGCCUGGUGGUGGAAGCAGGGUUGGUGUUCUCCCAGGACCAGCUGGCCCAAGACCACCUCCUCCAGGGGCUGUGGGGGGACAGUAAGACCACCUGUCGGGCACUGAUCCUCGACCUCACUAUCAACACCAACAACACCCAACUCAUCUUAAGCCUGUUGGAAGCAGCGGGGAUGUGGCAACUCCCAGAGACACGGGUGGUGGUGGUGGGACUGGCGAGGAGGGCAGGAGUGAAGGCUAUUCUCCUCCACCACAGUUUCCGUAAUACUGCCCACGUCCUCUACUUGGCCAUGCACUAUCCCACCCUCCACAUCCUACCAAGACACGGACACUUACGCCUCAACAAAGUCAUUCAAGUACAUGCUGAAUAUAUACGCGUAAGGAUUUACCGACGGUGUUUGUACUGCAACAACGGGGAGGCAGACGUACAACCUGUGUUGCAGGAGAACAUUACUUCAACUGUAGAACUUUGUAGGCGCAUCAUAUCUGACAACGAACACCUUCAAGACAUGAAAGGUCACAAGUUCUUCAUCGUCACACGGCCGUACUUCCCCUACAUGGACUACAAGCCUGAUACCGAUGACCCCGAGACCUUAAUCACUGCCAGGGACUCCCUCGACAUUAGAGUUCUCAAUACACUAGCAGUGAAACUGAACUCAGGAUGA
Messenger RNA from Homarus americanus (American lobster), 944 nucleotides. RefSeq lists its product as uncharacterized. The transcript has 6 exons. The record is from RefSeq and is a predicted model, not a curated record. Lineage: Eukaryota; Metazoa; Arthropoda; Malacostraca; Decapoda; Nephropidae. The coding region runs from base 45 to 944 and encodes 299 amino acids.